Molecule: messenger RNA, 2050 nt
Organism: Alternaria alternata
Lineage: Eukaryota; Fungi; Ascomycota; Dothideomycetes; Pleosporales; Pleosporaceae
Exons: 4
Coding region: 446-1606 (386 amino acids)
Source: RefSeq, a predicted model, not a curated record
GUUCCGGGCACUACGGCAGUGCAACGGCUCUUAUUCAAGGACCUGUGUGGCUGCAACUGGGGGAACCGUACUGGAUGGGGCUAUUGCGGGACAGGAUUUCUUUUGAGAGGGGCGCGGAAGACAUGGAUCGGGGCCACCGGGUCAACGCCUUGAGCGUGGUCAAAGUGCUCAGUGGUCGGUGUUGCAAGACUUCAGGCACCGAAAGCUGGUUACUGGUCCUUGUGUUGCGACGUUGUUUGGCUGAGGCAUGCACGUGUACUUCGAGCUGCAAAGAGGUUCAAAAGCAUUGUUCGGGAACAUCCGUUUGAGGACAUUUGCACGUACACCUCGCAAUCUAUUCUUUCAUGUGCCACUGUAACGUGGUGUAAUAUUUCUUGAUUGUUGGGUUUCAAUAUACUUGUUUCGUUAUUGGCGAAGCUUCGCUGUUCUCCUACAUACCAGAAUCAUGGCGGUGAGCCCACUGGAACAGGCUCUCAUCGAGACAUGGACUCUAUACGGGUUUGGAAGCAUCGCUAUUAUGCUGAGAGUUUUCUCGCGCACGAGGAUGGUCGGUAUCGCUGGUUGGCAUCCGGACGACUACCUGAUUUUCUUUGCGUGGGCAUGUUACACAGGCAUGACGGUAGCUGCUCACAUCGUAGGAGGAACCGGCGACACGUCGCAUCUCACGAUGCAAGAACGACUGUCGUUCACCCCUGAGCAAGCGGCUGCACGCCAAAGAGGCAGCCAGUGGUUCAUGGUUGGUUGGUUCACCUACAUCGGCUUGAUCUGGACUCUGAAGUUGAACAUGUUGUUUCUCUACAGACGAGUGGUCAGUGUAGUAUGGGUGAAGAUGUUCAUCGUCCCCACCAUGGUGUUCGUCGGCGUAACCGGCAUCUCUAUCUGGAUUUUGCUCGGCUCAGCAUGUCGCCCUUUUCACAAGAUAUGGCAGAUUCUUCCGGACCCAGGCAAAUACUGCAUGCCGCAGAGUCCGGCAUUUUUGGUAACCAUAUUGGUGCUAAAUCUGUUGACGGAUGUAUGCAUCAUGCUCAUCCCCAUCCCCAUCAUCAUCCCACUCAAAAUCUCGUGGGGCCGCAAGAUUGGAUUGAUGAUUAUGUUCUCCGGCGCUAUGUUCAUCAUGAUAGCAGCAAUCUUGCGGGUUUAUUUCGUCAUGGCGCUUCAGCAAGGCCAAACAGCGGCCAUCUGGUCUUGUCGAGAAGAUAUUGUCGCAAUCAUCAUCGGUCAAGCCACCAUCAUUCGUCCUCUUUUUACCCGCCGGUUCUGGAGUGGCAACUACGACAGCUCCAACUCGUACCCAUCGAACAAGCCAUCACACGGCUAUGAGUCCCACGAGCUAUCUGGCAGUGGAGGCGACGGAUCAAAGGCGUCGCGUCUGGGAUUCCGCAAGCCAAAGGACCCGUAUAACAUUAGCGUGCUCCAUACGGCGCAAGGAAAUGAGAGCCAGGAGAGGAUCGUUGGAACACAGCAAGACGCUGGUUAUGCAACUCGGGCACCAACUCAAAAUAGUGAUCACAGCGGCCGUGGUUUGGAUAUCACAGUCAAGAAGGAAGUUGACGUGUCAGUUUCGGCUGCAAAGCAAGGUUUACAGUCAUCUUGGAAGGCAGUGUGACGAGUCAAGGGGUGAUGUGCUGGCAUAAACCUUAGAAACCGGAAUCCGAGGCAUGAACAUUCCACCAACAGCAUGCCGUACCUGAAUGUACGAGCUGAAACCACGGAAUAUGGCUACAUCAUAAUGGAUGAAGACCAGAGGUCAUCAAAGGCUCCAAAGUCGAAAAGGGGAGAAUGGAAGAACAAGGGCUCAACCAAAGGAAGGUCAUCUCCAAGGACUGGACAUGAUAGGAGUUGUAGGGGUGCCUAGCUCUGUCAGGAACACUAACGAUGUUCGUCAACUUCCCUACGACGGCCACUAAUCAUGACAUUCAAUGUGAUCUUUGACAUAGUCAGCAUAUCAGAGUGGUACAAACGCUCUGUCACUAUCCGUAGUGUCUCUAAUAGCAAUACCUUGCUCUGUAGUCUCUGUCCUACUUGUUGUAUAGUUAGUGUGUAAUUCUUC